AUGCCAAACCCUUCAAUCCCACGUUCUUCUUCCAAUCCCCUACUCUCCCACACUGAUAUGCUCCCUCCUGCGGCUCGCACUGUGUGUUCAGCUCCCAUAUCAAAAGCACUAACUUCGAAGCUCUCAUGGGGGCAGAAGAUACAGAGAUUUAUCGGGAGGAGGAGUGACUCGGACUUGACACAAGAGAGUCUGGAGCACCACAACCGGAGACAGGAGAGUUUUGAUCGUGAGCUUCAGAAGAGGGUACAGGAAAUUAGUCUUCAUGAGGCCUUCAAUGCCGAGCUUGAGACCAGAUAUAGUCCAUACUACAUUCGAGGACUCACAUAUCCGGCAGCUCUUGUACCUCCUAGUCCUGGACCAGGCGAAAGCGAACCAUCUUCUGGUGCUACUUGGACCUCUAUCUCAACUUUCUUGUUUAAAAUGAGGGAGUGGAGCUCUUGCCGUGUCAGCUCUAAGAAAGGUCAGCUUUACAGCAAGAAGCUUAAGGCUCAAGCAACCUACACUGCAGUGAAAUCUAGGCGUCCUCAACCAAUAACACCUAAUGAACUGUCAGUUAAUUCAGAAACAUCGAAUAUGGUUGUUACCGAAGACAUCAUCAGCACUGUUGAAAACAAAGAGAAGCCAUUGAGGGAGAGAGUACUUGAAGCAGUAGCUACAGCUGCUACACCAACAAAUACCGAAAGGGAGUACAUAUGGGCAGACAAGUACCAGCCCCAGUGCUUAGAAGAUUUCAUAUGUAAUAGAGACAAAGCAACUCAGCUACAGGUUUUGGCCAGAGGUGGAGGGUGUGGGCAUUUCAUAUUCGAAGGACCUCCAGGCGUGGGGAAGAGAACUAUGAUCUGGGCUAUGCUGAGAGAGGCUUUUGGACGUGACACUAUACAUGCUAGAGAGGAAUCCAAGGCAUUCGACUUGAAGGGUGAAGUGGUAGGUAGUAUUAAUGUACAAGUGAAGCAAUCCCCUCAACAUGUUGAAGUAAAUCUCUCUGAAUUGAAAGGUUAUGAGAAGCAUGUGAUUGUUGAACUCAUGAAGGAAACACAGUACAACAUACCUAACAAAUCAGCUUUGCCGUGCAGCCUUGACAACUGCCGAGCACUGAUCUUAUAUGAGGCAGACAAGCUAUCCACAGAUGCCCUACUUUAUAUUAAGUGGCUAUUAGAAAGGUAUAAAGGGUGUAAUAAGGUCUUCUUCUGCUGUUCUGAUGUGGCAAAGCUUCAGGCCAUCAAGACAAUUUGUACUGUCGUUGAGCUUUUGCCGCCUUCAAAGAAUGAGAUUGUUGAAGUUUUAAAAUUUAUAGCCAAACAAGAAGGCAUAGAUUUGCCACAUCAACUGGCUGAAAGGUUCGCUGAAAAUUCCAAAAACAGUCUCCGUCUGGCAAUUCGUUCAUUCGAGGCCACUUGGAAAAAGGGUUCUUAUCCCUUUAAAGAAGAUCAAGUAAUUUUGACAGGAUGGGAGGAUGAAAUUGCAGAUAUUGGAAAGAAUAUGAUCGAAGAGCAAAGCCCAAAACAGCUAUACAUUAUCCGUGGAAAGCUUCAAAAUCUGAUAUUGCAUGGUGUAUCUCCUGAAUUCAUUUUCAAAUCCCUAGUAGCAGAGCUGAAGAAGUAUUUGGACGAGAACAUGCAGGUUCAAGUUGAGAGCAUGUAUGAUGAAUACAGUAGGAAUGACGAAACUAUGUUUGAGAGUGACAAAGCACUGACACUUACUCGACAUCAAGAAAUGGGUAAAAGGCUCAAUGAUCCAUCCAGGAAGAAUAUACAACGGUUCUUGAGGAUUGAAGAGUUUAUAGCCAAAUUUAUGAGCUGCUACAAGGGUUGUACGAAUACCAAGACUUAUCAUCAUGAUACUCCACCAUAGGGAGAGACUUCUUGUUGGCCAGCUAGCCAACGACAACUCCCCAUUGAACUAUUAUGUCUUAAUACUUCCGUGGGGAGAAUGCUCUCUUCUUUUUGUAUACUAUUUCUGCUGCUGAGAACUAUCGGUUGUUUUGUUGCAAACUUGUGUGCUAAUGGCUUGAACUACGUACAUGAGUACUACUAUGGAACUUAAUAAGGUGAGGUACCAUGAGUAAAAUGUUUAUCAGAACAUUUCGACUGUAAAAAUGGUGUCCUACUUUGCCCAUGAUGUAAAAAGAACGACAGGCAAACUUAAUAUUAAGCGAUGUAAAUUACCAAAUACUGGACCUCUAUAUAUUA
This is a messenger RNA of Rosa chinensis, 2189 nucleotides long. RefSeq names its product replication factor C subunit 3. The transcript is spliced from 11 exons. The record is from RefSeq and is a predicted model, not a curated record. Lineage: Eukaryota; Viridiplantae; Streptophyta; Magnoliopsida; Rosales; Rosaceae. Gene Ontology annotation, cellular component: DNA replication factor C complex; nucleus. Gene Ontology annotation, molecular function: DNA binding; DNA clamp loader activity. Gene Ontology annotation, biological process: DNA repair; DNA-templated DNA replication. Bases 1 to 1851 code for a protein of 616 amino acids.